Planococcus citri (citrus mealybug) is the source of this 850-nucleotide messenger RNA. RefSeq names its product NADH dehydrogenase [ubiquinone] 1 alpha subcomplex assembly factor 2. The record is from RefSeq and is a predicted model, not a curated record. Bases 285 to 719 code for a protein of 144 amino acids. The transcript has a single exon. Gene Ontology annotation, cellular component: mitochondrion; membrane. NCBI's taxonomy places the organism in Eukaryota, Metazoa, Arthropoda, Insecta, Hemiptera, Pseudococcidae. Gene Ontology annotation, biological process: mitochondrial respiratory chain complex I assembly.
GGUAGAGGUAACAUGUAACAACAACAGACAUACACAUUGAUAACGUUGAUAACAAUUCAGAAAAUAUCGCUUCGGGACAUCCGAAUUAUUAAAUUGUAGUUUAUUUGGAUUGAAUUUUCCAACACUUUAGAAAAUAUGGUGACACGUGAAAUAACUGAACAGUUGCGGCGCUCAUCGGUGUAAUCAACUGCGAGUUUGGGUAUUAUUUUAUUACUUUUCAGUUUUCAAUCGAAUCUUGCCCAAGAUCGAAGUAGCUGUUUGACUUUGAACGUUCGUUUCUUGUUAUGUCGAAGCGUAAUUUGCUAGCAACUGUAUGGAAUUCGUUCGUUAAAUCUUUCAAAGUGCAACCGCAGCGAUUACUCGGCGAAUUCAAAGGAGAAGAUUAUUUGGGUAAUAAAUAUUACGAAUUGCCGCCAGAUCCUCGCGGCGGUCGAUCAAGAUCGAGCAGAUGGUUCGAAUCCGAGUCGGGAGAUUUGGACCAACAAUUGCCACCCGAAUGGACGGCGUGGUUGAGACGCCGAAGAGAAGAUGCGCCUACCGACGAGGAAAUAAUUCGCAAUUUAGCCACUGCCCGAUUGAAGACGCGCAAUGCUUCUAAAAAUGUCGGAUCUAAAAGCGAGAAAUCGUCGUCUACACGGUCGGCAUACCCUUCGUCGUUCCCGGAUUACGGAGACGAAUAUGAAAAGUUUCCCGGACAACAUAGCGACGAUAGAAGAUGACAAACUAGUCGCGUACGUUUUAAAUUGAAACGUUGGAACGCAAACGCAACGAAUGACCCUAGUGUAAGAUUGUUUGUACUCGUGUACUCGUGUACUCGUAUUAUGUUACGGAAUAAAUUUUUAAACUCGUA